This is a messenger RNA of Apaloderma vittatum (bar-tailed trogon), 2351 nucleotides long. It is a transcript of the gene PTPDC1, whose product is annotated as protein tyrosine phosphatase domain containing 1. Bases 12 to 2351 code for a protein of 779 amino acids. NCBI's taxonomy places the organism in Eukaryota, Metazoa, Chordata, Aves, Trogoniformes, Trogonidae. Gene Ontology annotation, biological process: protein dephosphorylation; cilium assembly. The record is from RefSeq and is a predicted model, not a curated record. The transcript is spliced from 9 exons. Gene Ontology annotation, molecular function: protein tyrosine/serine/threonine phosphatase activity.
GCUGGUCAGUCAUGCAGGGUUCACCCCGAAGGCGGUCGGCGGUCAGUAUCUUUAGCAACUUUUUCCAGGGUCGGAGGCAUUCUUCCUCUGAUCCGCUUCUUCGAGUGAUCCAGAGGCGCCGGAGCUCGGCUGUAGAGGUACUCUCGUCAUCGACUCGCCGGGUUAUGGUGGCAGUAUCAUCUCUGAGCCCAGAGGAGCUGGACGCAACUUUUCCUGAAAAAAAAAGAAGUUCGAGGCGUCCAACAGCAAAAUACACGAAAGUCGGGGAGCGCCUUCGCCAUGUCAUUCCUGGUCACAUGCAAUGCUCAAUGGCUUGUGGUGGCCGUGCUUGCAAGUACGAAAACCCAGCUCGGUGGAGUGACCAGGAGCAAGCCAUUAAAGGGCUCUACUCGUCUUGGAUAACAGAUAACAUACUGGCUAUGGCUCGACCCUCAACAGAAUUAAUUGAAAAGUACAACAUUAUUGAACAGUUUGAAAGAUGUGACAUAAAAACCGUAAUUAACCUUCAGCGUCCUGGGGAGCAUGCGAGCUGUGGGAAUCCGCUGGAACAGGAAAGCGGCUUCACCUACCUUCCUGAAGCUUUUAUGGAGGCUGGAAUUUAUUUUUAUAAUUUCGGAUGGAAGGAUUAUGGAGUGGCAUCUCUCACUACGAUACUCGAUAUGGUAAAAGUCAUGGCUUUUGCCCUGCAGGAAGGGAGGGUAGCUGUUCAUUGUCACGCAGGACUUGGUCGGACAGGAGUUCUAAUAGCUUGCUACUUAGUUUUUGCGACAAGAAUGAGUGCCGACCAAGCAAUUCUUUUCGUCAGAGCCAAAAGGCCUAAUUCAAUUCAGACUCGAGGGCAGUUGUUGUGCAUCAGAGAAUUCACUCAGUUUUUGGUUCCGCUGAGAAACGUAUUUGCGUGCUGCGAGCCCAAGGCACAUAGAGUGACUCUGUCCCAGUACCUGACCCGUCAGAGACAUCUGCUCCACGGCUAUGAGAGUAGGCAUCUCAAACACGUGCCAAAACUUAUUCAUCUGGUGUGCAAGCUGUUGCUCGACUUGGCCGAAAACAGACAAGUGAUAGCAGCGGAGUUGUUGGAUAUACCGGAUCUCUCAGCUGAAAUCGAGGAGACUGUUUCUCAGCUGGUGUCCACGCAGCUGGAUAGCGAACUCUCGAGGCAGGACAGUGACACGUCAGACUCCUCCCACACCCACUCAUCCACUUUUGAGAACCAAGAUUCCUUUUUCUCCAUGGGACAUGAAUGUGAUCCUCUUUGGAAAAGAAGCAAUGUCGAAUGCCUUCAGCCUCUUACUCAUCUGAAAAGGCGUCUGAGCUAUAGUGACUCAGAUUUAAGGAGAACGGAGUUUUCGUUAGAACAAGGAGAGACUGCGUGGACUGUACCUACUCAGAUAUUAGCGUGCAGCAAACAUAAGCAGAACAGUGGUGAGGAAUGUUCUGCCGCAGGCGAACAAAACCCACAGUUGGAUUUAAACAAAGAAGCCUUAGUACGUAACACGUGCAUGUUCUGGAGUCAAGGUAAAUUUAAUUUGGAUAGACGGAAAGAUGGAUCCUCGCUUUAUCACAGAAGGAACUCUACCAAAGAAGUACAACGCAGCAGAACCUUUUCGUCAGGUCUAGCAUCAAUGCACAAUACCAGGGAACCUGGAACACCAAGGCAUCAUUUUGCCAAUGAGAUCGCUCAUAGAAAAAGCCACAAAACUAAUACAUAUGGCAGGAGAGUCUCAGAGAACUCUGAUUCUUCGUCGUCUUCCACAGCGAAGUUUUCCAUUGGAUGUGAAAGCCAAGGUAGCAAAGAUGUGACAGAGUCAAUUCCACACAUUGUUCUGCAGUCAGAAUUAAGUUUGGAAGCCCGAAGAGUUUUGGCAGCAAAAGCGCUUGCAGAUAUAAAUGAAUUUCUGGGAGAGGAUGAAGUGAAGCAGAAAGUCGAAAUGUGGCAGAAAGAACUGAAUUCUCGAGAUGGAGCUUGGGAUAAAAUAUGUACCGAGAGAGAUCCUUUUAUCCUCUGUAGCUUGAUGUGGUCCUGGGUAGAGCAGCUGAAAGAACCGGUGUUAUCCCAAGAUGAUAUCGACAUGCUGGCAAAAAAAUGCACAGAAUCAGAGGAUGCACUUUGCUUAUUGAGAAAGGAGCAGUGUCAGACUAUCCUUUGUAUUUUACACUGUGUGGUGAGCUUGCAAACGCUACCAGCCGAUGUGGAGGAGGCCUUACUUGCUCGAGCUAUUAAAGCUUUCACUAAGACAAGCUUCGAUUCUGAAAAUGGACCAUACGUUUACAGUACCUUGAAACAAGUAUUUAAACAAACACUGGAAGAGAAGAGAAGGAAGCUUAAGGAAGGAAGAGAGAAUCCCUCCUGA